AUGACGACGCUAGAUGACAAGCUCCUGGGGGAGAAGCUGCAAUACUACUACAGCAGCAGCGAGGACGAAGGUAGUGAUAACGAGGAUGAUGAGAGGGAGUCCAAAAUUAUUCGAGAUGGCGCCGUUGAUGAGCCCGAGCUUGACUACAGUGCUGAUGGCAGCGCGGUCAACACGGGACCGAAGGGUGUGAUCAACGACUGGAGGAAGUACAAGCAGCUAGAGGUGGAGCAGAAGCAGGAACAGAAGAAUGAGAUGGAGCGACUGAUCAAGAAGUUGUCCAUGACGUGCCGCUCCGACCUGGACCUGGAAAAAGACAAAGAGAAGCAGAAGGAGUUGCAGGAUCAAAUCAAAGGCAAAAUGACAAUGCAGGAGUACAACAUGCUCCAGCAGGAAAAGGACGAUGAGGAUUUCCUGCAGCACUACCGCGCGCAACGCAUGGAGGAGAUGCGGCGACAGCUGUACCGCGGCAAGCGUUUCGAACGUGUGAGGGAGCUGGCCGGCGGCGAGGACUUCCUAGAGGCGCUGGACGAGGAGGACAAGAAUACCUUGGUGGUGAUCCACAUCUAUGAGCCCGACACGCCGGGUUGCGAGGCCAUGAGCGGCAGCUUGGCGUGCCUGGCGCGCGAGUACCCGCCAGUCAAGUUCUGCUGCGUGCGCAGCUCAGCCGUCGGCACCAGCGCGCUCUUCCGGGACGGUGCUCUGCCCGCCUUGCUGGUCUACAAAGGCGGCGAGCUCAUCGGUAACUUCGUGCGGCUCACCGACCAGCUGGGCGAGGACUUCUUCGCCGUGGACGUGGAGGCGCUGUUGCAGGAGUACGGCGUGCUGCCCGAGAAGGCCCCCGCACUGCCCAAGACAGUCCGUAAUGGCGCUAUUGUUCAGAGCAAUAUUGGCGACGACGAUGACUCUGAUCUUGACAUUGACUAA
Messenger RNA from Nerophis lumbriciformis (worm pipefish), 924 nucleotides. The record is from RefSeq and is a predicted model, not a curated record. NCBI's taxonomy places the organism in Eukaryota, Metazoa, Chordata, Actinopteri, Syngnathiformes, Syngnathidae.